Cricetulus griseus (Chinese hamster) is the source of this 1763-nucleotide messenger RNA. The record is from RefSeq and is a predicted model, not a curated record. Lineage: Eukaryota; Metazoa; Chordata; Mammalia; Rodentia; Cricetidae.
AUGGAUCCAUUCACGGUCCUGGUACUCAGCCUCUCCUUUCUGCUUCUCCUCUCACUCUGGAGACAGAAGACUGAAAGAGGGAAGCUUCCUCCUGGCCCCACUCCUCUCCCACUUAUUGGCAAUUUCUUCCAGAUAGAUGUGAAGAAUAUCCAGAAAUCCUUUACCAAACUCUCAAAAGUCUACGGCCCUGUGUUUACUCUGUAUUUUGGCCAACAGCCCACUGUGGUAUUGCAUGGCUACAAUGCAGUGAAGGAAGCUCUGAUUGACCAUGGGGAGGAGUUUUCUGGAAGAGGAAGGUUCCCAGUUCUUGAUAAAAUUUUUAAUGGCCUUGGAGUCAUUUUUAGCAAUGGAAAUACAUGGAAAGAGAUGAAGCGCUUUUCCCUCACCACCCUGCGGAAUUUAGGCAUGGGAAAAAGGAGCAUUGAGGACCGUGUUCAAGAGGAAGCACAGUGCCUUGUGGAGGAACUGAGGAAAACCAAUGGUUUACCCUGUGACCCCUCCUUCAUCCUGACAUGUGCUCCUUGCAAUGUCAUCUGCUCCAUUGUUUUCCAAAAUCGUUUUGAUUAUAAAGAUAAGCAUGUUCUUAACUUGUUGAAAUAUCUGGAAGAGAACGCCAAGAUUCUGAGUGCCCCAUGGAUACAGGUUUGCAAUGCUUUUCCUGCUAUUCUUGAUUAUUGUCCAGGAAGUCAUAACAUAUUCCAUAAAAAUUAUACUUAUCUUAAAAGUUACUUUUUGGAGAAAAUAAAGGAGCAUGCAGAAUCAUUGGAUGUCACAAAUCCCCGGGACUUCAUUGAUUAUUACCUAAUUAAAGGGAGGCAGGAAAACUGCAAUCAGGAGCUGAAAUAUACACUUGAAAAUCUGACAGUAAUGGUGAAUGAUCUGUUUGGUGCUGGGACAGAGACAACAGGCUCAACAAUGAAAUAUGCUCUCCUGCUCCUGAUGAAGUACCCACAUGUCACAGCUAAAGUCCAGGAAGAGAUUGAUCGUGUGGUUGGCAGAGAACGAAGCCCCUGCAUGCAGGACAGGAACCACAUGCCCUACACGAAUGCCACGAUUCAUGAGGUCCAGAGGUUCAUUGAUCUUGUCCCUAACAGUGUACCACAUGCUGUGACCUGUGACGUUAAAUUCAGGAAUUAUCUCAUCCCCAAGGGAACAACAGUAAUAGCAUCACUGUCAUCUGUAUUGCACGACAGCAAGGAAUUUCCCAACCCAGAGACAUUUGACCCUGGUCACUUCCUAGAUGGGAAUGGAAACUUUAAGAAAAGUGACUACUUCAUGCCUUUCUCAACAGGAAAACGUGUUUGUGCAGGAGAGGGCCUGGCUAAAAUGGAGCUUUUUCUAUUCCUGACUACCAUUUUACAGAAGUUCAAGCUGAAAUCUCUAGUUCCCCCAAAGGAUGUCAAUAUUACCUCAGUGGUCAAUGGUAUAUCUUUAGUGCCUCCACAUUACCAGAUCUGCUUCAUUCCUGUCUGAAGAAUAUCAGAUGCCUGGCUCACGUUGUAUUCCUUUCUGAAAUCACCCCAAAGCCUACAUUUACCAUUUUUCCAGCCUAUACACUGUGUCCUUCCCCCUUCUCAUGGCUUGUGUUUUCUCAUUGCCCAGUGAUGUCAGUUGGCAGUCUCUUAAGUCACUGCACAAAAUAUCUGCUAUUCUAUGUUCUCUAUAACACUCUUAAUAUUCCUUGUACUCACAGGAAUCUAAACCUAAGCUGUUAACAUGGCUUCACGGUAAAACAGAUAAAAUUCUACCAGGUAAAACAAAUA